GGCGGGGGGGCGGGUCCUGCGGCCGCGGGGACCUGGAGCUGGACGCGGGAGCGCGACAGCGCAGAGCGUCUGACGACGUGGAGCACGAGGCAGCGGCGGCGCGAUGCGAGCGGUCAACCUGGACACGUACAGCCUGUCUCUGCUCACGGCCAAGGAGGACAUCGUGAAUCCGCGCUGCUCCACCAACUGGGCAUUAUUCAGAUAUGAUGGCAUUACCAACAACCUCAGACUGUCAGAUUCAGGAGUGGGUGGACUGGUGGAGUUGGUUCAGAAGUUUCACCCCAACCGGGCAUACUAUGGGCUGUGCCAGGUGGGCACGGAUGGACCAGGGCAUCCCCAUGUCGUUCUGAUCGCAUGGGUGGGCGAAGGGGUGGAUGAGUACAGUAGGAUUGAAUAUGCCAGCCACCUUCCUGCCAUCAAGGAAUUCUUCAAGGAAGCUCACAUAUAUGUCAGUGCGAAGACCCUGGACGACGUGACGGAGGAGCGAAUCAAUGCCAAAUUCAGCAAGACAGACACCUCAGCAUCAAAUGCAAAGCUGGUUUCCCGCUUUGUGGAGAAGACAGAGUCUGUGGGAACUAACUACAGGAGGACAAUUGCUGCCAUGGAGAUGCGAAGAAUCAAUAGGGAUUCAUUCUGGGCACGCUCAGAGAGAGACGAGGAGAAGAGGAAAGAGGAGGAGAGACGACGAGCAGCAGAGGAAAGGAGGCGUUGGGAAUGGGAGAGGAUACAGCAGGAGCUCAGGGAGGCUGAGGAGAGGGAGAGGAAGAUGGAGGAGAAAGAGCAGAUGCUACAGGAACAGAGGAGGUUGCAGGCAAAAAUGGAAGCAGAAGCACGAAAACAGGAGAUACUGAGAUGGGAGCAACAACAAAGAGAACAAGAGGAGGACAUGAGGACAGGGCUCACACAGAGUCAAUAUGUAGACCAGGCAGCAGAGGCAGCAGCACUUGUGUCUCAGCGCUCUGCCAAUCCAAGGGAGUUUUUCCGGCAGCUGUCCUCAUCGUCCACCGCUCAGCCUGCAUCCACACAUCCAGGCAGGCCUCCAUUCCGCCACUACAGUCACAGCCUGACUGAGUCAGCUUUCAUCUUUGGGAGGGCGGCUGACCCCCAAAGUCCCACUCUGGACCCUGGUAUCACCCCGGCGUCCUCUCAAGUACAAGAUGUCAGAGAUACCAGCCUUCAGUGCAUCAUCGCACCGGCAUCACCUCCUGCCUCCACCCUGCCCCCCUCCAGAUCAUUCCCUGUUUCAGUCCCUCAGCUUGAGCAGUUCCCCCCGCUGCAUGGUGCAGGUGAUCUGGAGCUACUGUCCCCUUCCCAAAGUGCAACCACUGGCCCAGAUCCUGCAUACCUAUGUGCCAGGCAUUUUGAGAACCCAUCCUCAUCUGAGGAUGCACCUUCUGCAGAGGAAGAUACUCUGGCUCCCCCUGGGAGCCCUGAUAUCACCCAGCCCCUGCAUGCUGUCUGUCCAGAAGACCCUGUGGCCACACAGAUGGGAAGUGAGGUGGAUGUGGAUUCAGUCCUCAAGGAGCAGCCCACAUUUGUGUAUUCAAGUGCCCUCCCACUGACUGACUGCAGUACACCGCAGGUCAUGGAUACUGAUCCAAACAUCAUUCUGGUAGCAAAAGGAAAAGACCAUGACAAGCAGGAACAAGAUGGUACCAGUGUUGUUCAUGUGAAGGCAUGUGAUGACAACCAGAUCCCAGCACGCAGAACAGAGACAGGUGCAGCUUCAGUGAAGGAGGAGAAAGUGCCUGUCUUUGCCGUUUCACUCGAUAGCUCAAGGUCUGCCCCAGCCACUGAGGUGGAGGACAAGGAGGAAGAGAAAGAGAGCACUGUUACACUGGAUUUGGUCUCAGAAGCUUCUCAGUGUAAUCAAGAAAGUACUGAGAGCAAAGAGUCUGUGGAAGUUUUAGAUGAGGUUAGCAUAGAAGAAGAGGCUUUGCAGAGAUCUGAGUCUCUAGCUUGUACUCCUUAUCAAUCAGGGAAGCCAUCAGUGCAAGAACAUGUGGUGAUGGAGGAGACUCCUGUGGCCAUCAGUGACCCAUGCCAUGGAUCAGAUACAGAAGGUACUAUUUUGGACAACCUAGAUCAACCCACAGCACAGGUACCAACAUUAGAAUCAAAAAUUUGGAUAAUGGAUGAUCUGAAGAGUGAGGCUGAAAAUAGACUCUUGGUGGACAACAAUGGUGCAGAGCAAAUUUAUGAGUCCAUGAAGGAUGGCCAGCACUCAAAUUUGAUGUCCUCCACCACGAAGACUGACGAGACGAGGGAAGAUUUUCUUUUAGAGGAACACAAAGGGGUGAGAGCAAAGGAUGGAGAGGAGUGUGUGAACAAUAAAAAUGGACAGAGAUUUGAUGCUGACCAUCCAACAGGGGAUGCUGUCUCAGAAGAUCUUACAGAACAUCAGCCAUGUGGUGGAAAAGCCUUAGUAGUACAGCAAAGUGAAGAUGGCCACCAGCAGACCUACCCAGCCAGUUAUGUGGAGUCACUUCCUCAGGAGGUUGUAGCCCAGCCAUGGGCUGAGAGAGAAAAAUGAAUGAACAUUCAUAAAUGCAGGUGCAACUGGAUACACUUCCACAUAAAUCCUUCAAAGACUUUUCUACCAAGCAACACAAGCAAUAUGUCAUUAUGAGACAAGUGAAGAGCAGGAGAGCACUCCAGUAUACUAUAUCCAAAAUGACAAAAAGUCUCAUACUCCCAAGCUAAAUUCCUAUCCAGACCACACACCUGGACAUGAAUCAACUAUUCCACCUUGUAGACGCUAACCUUCAGUGUUACAACAGCCUCAGUGCAGUUGGAAUGGAAUCAAUAGUUCUGGGAAGUACUUACCCAAGUACGUUUCUAUAACAGUUUGACCAAUUUUUGUUGUAUGGUGGACCAUGAAAGUACUUGAUAUCUUUUGCUUUGAUAUUUUCUUUUAUUCCAUUUGUCUGUACAGUAGGUUGUUUUCCCCAACCUUUCAUACUGCAGUUUUAGCACUCAAUAAGUUGAUCAGAUAGCUGUUUUCAGAAGAAGACAGUUUUUCGGUGUUGCAAGCAAGAGAAUGAGGAUAUUAUCUUGACACAAUGUCUUGACAAUGCUACACUUUUAUCCAGACGAACUUUGCAAAGAUACUAAUUAAAUUAGUCAGCUAAUUGAAUAAUGUGAGAACACAACUGUUGCUUUCAUUAUUGCACAGGCUUGCCUUGCACACUUUUAUUUCUGCAUAAAUAUCGUUAACAUUCUUCAUGUUUUUGUUACAUUUAUUCACUUAGCAG
Molecule: messenger RNA, 3254 nt
Organism: Scleropages formosus (Asian bonytongue)
Lineage: Eukaryota; Metazoa; Chordata; Actinopteri; Osteoglossiformes; Osteoglossidae
Product: drebrin-like
Exons: 17
Coding region: 104-2533 (809 amino acids)
Biological process (GO): neuron projection morphogenesis; regulation of actin filament polymerization; positive regulation of axon extension
Cellular component (GO): postsynaptic membrane; site of polarized growth; actin filament
Molecular function (GO): actin filament binding
Source: RefSeq, a predicted model, not a curated record